Australozyma saopauloensis is the source of this 1047-nucleotide messenger RNA. RefSeq lists its product as uncharacterized. The transcript has a single exon. Lineage: Eukaryota; Fungi; Ascomycota; Pichiomycetes; Serinales; Metschnikowiaceae. Gene Ontology annotation, molecular function: mRNA binding; metal ion binding. Gene Ontology annotation, cellular component: cytosol. Gene Ontology annotation, biological process: cytoplasmic translation. The record is from RefSeq and is a predicted model, not a curated record. Bases 1 to 1047 code for a protein of 348 amino acids.
AUGCCUCCAAAAAAGAAGCAAGCGCCAGUGGACAAAAACAAAGCCAAGGCGAAAGCCAAGGCCGCGGAAGACAAAGGCUUCGGUAUGAAAAACAAAAACAAGUCCAAGAAGGUCCAGAAUGCCAUCAGUCAAAUGAAAAUGGGUGCAGAUGGAGGGUUGGCCAAAAAGAGAGAGGCCGACAAAAAGAGAGAAGCCGAGGAAAAGAAAGCCGCCGAGCUCGCCAAGAAAGAAGCCGCCGCGCUGCUUGGUAUUGUCCAGCCCAAGGUUCCCUUUGGUGUCGACCCCAAAUCCGUUCUAUGUGAGUUUUUCAGGCAAGGUGUGUGUAACAAGGGCACCAAGUGUAAGUUCUCGCACGAUCCCGAGAUUGGCAGAAAGGACGCCAAGAAGGACUUGUACACGGAUGCUAGAGCAGAGAAGGAAGAGGAUACCAUGGACAGUUGGGAUGAGGAGAAGUUGAGAAAGGUCAUUAUGUCCAAGCACGGAAACCCCAAGACCACCACAGACAAGGUCUGUAAAUUUUUCAUCGAUGCGGUGGAAAACGACAAAUACGGUUGGUUCUGGGUCUGUCCGAACGGUGGUAACGAGUGUAUGUACAAACACUCUUUGCCUCCUGGAUUCGUGUUGAAGACUAAGGAGCAGAAGAGACUCGAGAGGUUGGCCAACGAGUCCGCUCCUAAGAUCACUCUAGAAGAGUUUAUUGAGAUGGAGAGAGGCAAGUUAGACAAAUCUAAGUUCACCCCUAUCACUCUAGACACAUUUAAGGUCUGGAAGUUGAAACAGAGGGCCAAGAGAGAGGAGGAGAGAAAGAAGGAAUUACAGUCAGGAAAGAUUCCAUUGACUGGAAGAGAAAUUAUCUUGAAGAAGUAUGCUGACAAGUUCUACCAAGAGGAAGACAACGAUCAGGGUGAUGAAAUGGACCUUUCUGAGUUUAGAAAGGCUCUUCCUGAGGACAGCGGAGAGUUCAAGGAUUACGGUGAUGGAGAGCUGUUCAACGAUUUUGCUCAGCCAAGUGCUCCAGAACCUUUGGAGAAUCCUGUCGAGGCCUAG